CACCAACCUCCAGCCCAGUGGGUUUCUGGCAGCGCCUGGGUUAAACUUUAACAACAUGGCCCCCAUCAGUAACAACACAAACGGAACGGACAGAGGUGAUAACUGCAGUGGAAUCAAAUCUGAAAGAAAGAUGAGGAAACCUCUGGUCGAGAAGAAAAGAAGGGCUCGCAUCAAUGAAAGUUUACAAGAACUCAGAGUUCUCGUGGCGGAUGCAGACUUACAAUCAAAGAUGGAGAAUGCCGAAGUGCUGGAGAUGACAGUGAAACGUGUGGAGAGAAUCCUGCAAAACCGGGCUCAAGAAGUGGACGCCGUGAACCGGGAGGCCUGUGAGCGUUUUGCUGCAGGCUACAUCCAGUGUAUGCAUGACGUUCACACUUUUGUGUCCAGCUGCCCGGGAAUUGACCCAACAUUAUCCGCGGAGCUGUUGAACCACCUCCUGGAGAGCAUGCCCCUAAACGACGAAGACCGCCUCCGGGUGAUGCUGCCGGACACGUUUACAGAGUGCCCCGGCAGCAACAGCACUUGGUCCCUGUCUGAGAGCAUGUACACGGCUCUAGUGUCCCCGGCCCCUUCCACCACCUCCACCGAUGACCUCUGCUCUGACCUGGAUGAGACGGACUCGGAGCAAAGUCAUGUUUCUUCUUCGGAGGAGGCUGAAAGCCAGGAUGUGUUGUGCUCGCCUUCCUUAACUUACUCCAAGUCAAUGUGGAGACCAUGGUAGAUCAUUUUAAAAAAGGAAUAGCAUGUUUUAAACCACGCUAGAUGAUUUAAUGCUAUGUGUUAUGUUGUAGGGAGUAGGCCUCAGUACAUGCCAACAACACUGCUGAGAUGACAACUUUGCAACGUAUUGAAAGGCAUCAGAGAAGCUCUUUGAAUAAUUAUUGGGAAACUACCAUUAAACUAAAAUGUAUUUAAUAAAUAAAAUAUGUAAUUAAAUCUGUUUUGCAGAGGUCA
This is a messenger RNA of Perca fluviatilis (European perch), 954 nucleotides long. It is a transcript of the gene hes6, whose product is annotated as hes family bHLH transcription factor 6. Gene Ontology annotation, cellular component: nucleus. Gene Ontology annotation, molecular function: RNA polymerase II cis-regulatory region sequence-specific DNA binding; DNA-binding transcription factor activity, RNA polymerase II-specific; protein dimerization activity. The record is from RefSeq and is a predicted model, not a curated record. The transcript has 4 exons. Gene Ontology annotation, biological process: regulation of transcription by RNA polymerase II; regulation of neurogenesis; anterior/posterior pattern specification. The coding region runs from base 56 to 721 and encodes 221 amino acids. NCBI's taxonomy places the organism in Eukaryota, Metazoa, Chordata, Actinopteri, Perciformes, Percidae.